UAGUGACGCCAGCCAAUGCCUCCACUGGGCGUGGUCGCUGAGUCCUCUGUGACAGCUGUAGCGGCCGUGGGCGUGGCCAACCAGCUGUCACACAGUGCUGAGCCUGUCCGUGGUCCCGCCCCCAUUUACUCUGGCGAACCCGCGGAUGACGUAUCUUGGUUGGAGGUGUUGGGCUUCCUGGGUAGGCUGCUGGGCGCAGUCGCCGCGCUGAAGGCAGCUGAGUAUCUGUUCCGUGCGCUGUGUACAGUCAUGGCCUGGAAGUCAGGGGGAGCCAGUCACUCCGAGCUGGUCAACAACCUGCGCAAAAAUGGAAUAAUCAAAUCAGAACGAGUUUUUGAAGUAAUGCUGGCAACAGAUCGACAACAUUAUGCAAAAUGUAAUCCAUACAUGGAUUCUCCUCAAUCAAUAGGUUUCCAAGCCACAAUUAGUGCUCCACAUAUGCAUGCAUAUGCUUUAGAACUCCUUCACGAACAGUUACAUGAAGGUGCCAAAGCUCUUGAUGUAGGUUCUGGAAGCGGAAUCCUUACGGCAUGUUUUUCAAGAAUGGUUGGUCCCAAAGGAAAAGUAAUAGGUAUUGAUCAUAUAAAGGAUUUAGUAGAUGACUCUAUAAAUAAUGUAAAAAAAGAUGACCCCACAUUUCUUUCAUCUGGUAGAGUGAAGUUAUUAGUUGGAGAUGGAAGGUUGGGAUACCCAGAAGAAGAACCUUACGAUGCCAUUCAUGUUGGAGCAGCUGCACCUGUUGUGCCUCAAGCCCUCAUAGAUCAACUAAAACCUGGAGGACGAUUGAUAUUACCAGUUGGACCAGCUGGCGGAAACCAAAUGUUGGAACAAUAUGAUAAGCUAGAAGAUGGAAGUGCCAAAAUGAAACCUCUGAUGGGGGUGAUAUACGUGCCUUUAACAGAUAAAGAAAAGCAGUGGUCCAGGUGGAAGUGAUUUUCUGUUCCCCUCUUUCUCCUUUGAGAUGUACAAAAGGUGAAAGGUCUGGAUUUCAGCAGAUAACUGAAGUGGCUGCCUUUGCUGCUGUCAUUGCUCUCUGCUAUUUCCAUACCAUUUAACGCUAGCUUAACAAGCAAAGCUGCAUCAGUGUGUUAGGACAAUAUAAAAACAUGCUUGCUUAAACAUUUAUGUAAUUUUGUUUUAUACUUAUUACAUAAUUAACAUUAGAUAGCCUUUUUAAAUGCAAUAGAACAUAAUUUUAGAUGCUUAUCACUUAUUGGAGUAGUAUUUUUUUAUUUUGUUUAACCAGCUUUAAAAUAAACAUUCCAGUUGAUUUUAUAAAAUGCAUUUUAAAUAUGAUUAGAAAA
Molecule: messenger RNA, 1304 nt
Organism: Bombina bombina (fire-bellied toad)
Lineage: Eukaryota; Metazoa; Chordata; Amphibia; Anura; Bombinatoridae
Gene: PCMT1
Product: protein-L-isoaspartate (D-aspartate) O-methyltransferase
Exons: 7
Coding region: 16-933 (305 amino acids)
Biological process (GO): protein modification process
Cellular component (GO): cytoplasm
Molecular function (GO): protein-L-isoaspartate (D-aspartate) O-methyltransferase activity
Source: RefSeq, a predicted model, not a curated record